Molecule: messenger RNA, 3504 nt
Organism: Salvelinus fontinalis (brook trout)
Lineage: Eukaryota; Metazoa; Chordata; Actinopteri; Salmoniformes; Salmonidae
Product: C2 calcium-dependent domain-containing protein 4C-like
Exons: 3
Coding region: 270-1562 (430 amino acids)
Source: RefSeq, a predicted model, not a curated record
GGCGCGCGGGGUCCAUAUAUAACCCAGAGGUGAAACUGAUUCAUCAGAGCCCCAACUAUGUGUUUUUGUGCCCAACAGUUAGGUUACUCUGUCUGUGUAAAGUAGGUUAGCUAGGCAACCCAUGUGAGCUGAAUUACGGAAAGUAUUGAGGGGACACGGACAGACGCAUGUGAGGGAAGUUGGAACAUUUUCUGUUUUUAUCGGGAUUUCAGCAGGAGAGCGAGAGUAACACUUCAGCGCAACGCUAGCUUCAGGCCCUGGAGGGAAGCAUGUGGCUCCUGGAGAAGUUCCGUGGCUCUCACAAUGGUCACUCUGCGUCGGCAGGGGACAAGCAGCAGACCCAGACUGGACCCGUCUCCGUCUAUAACAACAUCAUCACCCCUGAUAAGAUCCCUGACUUCUUCAUCCCCCCCAAGCUCAUCUGCUGCCCUUCAGAGGCAGAGUGCCUAACUCCGGAGACCCAGCCUCGCUCUACUCUGUGCCCCUCCGCCUCGGAGCACACCAUCUGCAGCCAAACCCAGGGCAACUGCACCCGGAACCCCCGCAGCCCACGUCUGCUCUCCCGGCUGGCUGGGGACACCCGCAGCCUCUUGAGGGCCGCUAAUCGCCACGUCAUCCAGAUAGAGAGCGCCGACGACCCGGGGAGCGGGGUAGGGGAGGGGGGAGACCCUAACACCAAUGCAGACCCCCAGUCCCAGACAGCCAUGUCCCUGCCUUACGUCCCCAAAGCCCAGACCUCGUACGGCUUCUCCACGCUGGUGGAGAGCCCCCACACCCGCCGCAAGGAGUCCCUGUUCCACAGCAACCCCAACAGCCCCCACACCUCCCCGGGCUCCCAGAGACGCACCCAGGGGGGUAACCACCUGACUCCCUCCGACCCCAACCCCUACCGCUAUUUCAGCGGGGGUGAGAGCGACACGUGCUCCUCAGCCGAGUCCUCCCCCUUUACCUCCCCUCUCCUCACCCGCUCCGCCUCCCUCCUCCGAUCCAUCACCCAGGAGACGCAGGCUAAGGUGUCUCGUGCCAAGCGUACCCUGGCACGCCACAGCUCCCUGUCCACAGACGAGUGCAGCUCAGCCGACAACAGCCCCAACCUGACGCGCCGCCGCCUGCGCUGCCCUCCCUCCCCCGCCUUCCGCGGACGCAAGGGGACCGGCUCCGGAGGGGCAAGUUCAGACCUCCAGCGCGAGCACUCGGUCAACCUCCACAAGGGCGGCACGCUGAGGAUCAGCAUGCACUACGACGCCGAAACGGCCCGACUGAGGGUCCGAGUGCUCGCCGCCGAGGACCUGUAUGACAAACAGACGGACGUGAAGAGCAUCAACUGCUGCGUGUCUCUGUACCUGAACCCGGGCAAGCAGCAAAAGCAGAGGAGCACCAUCAUCAAGAACAGCAGGAACCCCGUGUUCAACGAGGACUUCUUCUUUGACGCCGUGCCCGCCACCCAGGUUAAGAGCCUGGCCAUGAAGAUGAAGGUGGUGAACAAGGGUACCAGUCUGAAGAGAGACCUGCUGCUGGGGGAGAGGGAGGUGCUGCUCAGCGAGCUGCUGCCAGGCUUCUAGGGACACAAAGAUGCUCCCUCCCCUGGUUAUCUCCCUUGUCACCCUUCACUCGUUUACUCCAUUUGCCUGAUCUGAUAGGGAAUCAAUUAUGGUGGGCACUAGGUAGAGCUAUUGCUUCACAGCUCACCUACCAUAGUUUACCUACCACAGCUCACUUACCACAGCUCACCUACCACAGCACACCUACCACAGCUCACCUACCACAGCUCACCUACCACAGCACACCUACCACAGCACACCUACCACAGCACACCUACCACAGCUCACCUACCACAGCUCACCUACCACAGCAUACCUACCACAGCACACCUACCACAGCUCACCUACCACAGCUCACCUACCACAGCACACCUACCACAGCACACCUACCACAGCACACCUACCACAGCUCACCUACCACAGCACACCUACCACAGCACACCUACCACAGCUCACCUACCACAGCUCACCUACCACAGCACACCUACCACAGCACACCUACCACAGUUAGCCUACCACAGUACAACUACCACAGCUCACCUACCACAGCUCACCUACCACAGCUCACCUACCACAGCACACCUACCACAGCACACCUACCACAGUUAGCCUACCACAGUACAACUACCACAGCUCACCUACCACAGCUCACCUACCACAGCUCACCUACCACAGCACACCUACCACAGUUCACCUACCACAGUUAGCCUACCACAGCACACCUACCACAGCUCACCUACCACAGUUACCCUACCACAGCUCACCUACCACAGUUAGCCUACCACAGCACACCUACCACAGCUCACCUACCACAGUUAGCCUACCACAGCACAACUACCACAGUUAGCCUACCACAGCACACCUACCACAGUUAGCCUACCACAGUUAGCCUACCACCGUUAGCCUACCACCGUUAGCCUACCACAGUUAGCCUACCACAGUUAGCCUACCACAGUACAACUACCACAGUUCACCCACCACAGCUCACCUACCACAGUUCACCUACCACAGCUCACCUACCACAGCUCACCUACCACAUCACACCUACCACAGUACAACUACCACAGUUCACCCACCACAGCUCACCUACCACAGUUCACCUACCACAGUACAACUACCACAGUUCACCCACCACAGUUCACCUACCACAGCUCACCUACCACAGCUCACCUACCACAGCUCACCUACCACAGUACAACUACCACAAUUCACCUACCACAGCUCACCUACCACAGCUCACCUACCACAGUUCACCUACCACAGCUCACCUACCACAUCACACCUACCACAGCUCACCUACCACAGCUCACCUACCACAGCUCACCUACCACAGCACACCUACCACAGCUCACCUACCACAGCUCACCUACCACAUCACACCUACCACAGCUCACCGACCACAGCUCACCUACCACAGUUAGCCUACCACAGUUAGCCUACCACAGCUCACUUACCACAGUUCACCAACCACACCACACCACAGCACCCCUACCACAACAUACCUACCACAGCACACCUACCACACCACAGCACACCUACCACAGUAUCCCUACCACACCACUUACCACACCUACCACAGCCCCCCUACCACACCACAGCACCCCUACCACAGUACCCCUACCACACCACCUACCACACCUACCACAGCCCCCCUACCACACCACAGCUCACCUACCACAGCCCCCCUACCACACCACAGCACCCCUACCACAGCUCACCUACCACAGUUCAUCUCCCACCCAGUCAAGUCAGAUCUGUGAAGGGGAUUGAACAAGAACAAAGGGGAGCAGACAACUUCUUGAAAUGAAAUGCGGCCAAGGUGUUUCUUCUGUCUAAAUUGACUGAGAUUGACUGAGAUCAAACCCUGUGGUGGAGCGCUUUAGUGAAAUUGGUCACCUUGGAGACCAGCAUGUAGCAGAUCAGAGUGAGGAGGUAUGUGUGUGUGUGUGUGUGUGUGGGGGGG